Messenger RNA from Odontomachus brunneus, 2754 nucleotides. RefSeq names its product fatty acyl-CoA reductase 1-like. Gene Ontology annotation, cellular component: peroxisome. Lineage: Eukaryota; Metazoa; Arthropoda; Insecta; Hymenoptera; Formicidae. Gene Ontology annotation, molecular function: alcohol-forming very long-chain fatty acyl-CoA reductase (NADP+) activity. The coding region runs from base 936 to 2474 and encodes 512 amino acids. Gene Ontology annotation, biological process: long-chain fatty-acyl-CoA metabolic process. The transcript has 9 exons. The record is from RefSeq and is a predicted model, not a curated record.
UGUCGCGGUUGAAAGAGUGAAUAUGGGACACAAGUGUAGGAUGAGAGAGAUGGUGUAAGUUGAGUUGACGAGUGUCAGUUAUAUUUCACAGCGCGGCGAACGUGAGUUUCGACAAAUCUUUGAAGAAUGUGAUUUUUGCCAACAUCCGAUCAACACGGAACUUGUGUAUCUUGGCUAGCAGCAUGAAAAAUUUAAUGGUAGGUUUUCUCUCGUCAAAAUCGAAUUAUCAUAAUAUCAAAAUCGUAAUAUCAUAUCACGAGAAUAAUCUUACAUAUUGAAGAAUUGCUCAACGGUAAAACCGACAUGAAAAUUUUCUUGCGUCAAACAAAAUAGACUGUAGAGUGACAUAACUGAAUUAUUAAUCCUGAUAUGCUGGAUUUCAAUAAUUAAUCCUGACCUUUUGUAUUUCAUUCAAAUAGUAAGACGUGCGGCAUUCUAUUAGAAUAAAUUAAGUAUCAUUAUACGCCCGGGAAACAUUUCCAUCGACACUGACUACAAACUUUAUUAUCGAUUAUUACUUUAUUCGAUAUUAAAAUAUAGAAGAAGAAAACAAAAAAAAGAGAGAUAAAGAGAGAACGUCUGUGUAAGAGAUAUGGAAAUGAAAUGCAUCAAUAUGCAAAAGUUUGUCCUUUGAACAAUAUUUAUACUUAAUAAAUCAUUUUCAUCGAGUGAGACCUUGUGUUUAACGUUUAAAUUCGAUCAGACAUUUAUUCGUCGUUAGGAAAGAAGCAUCGUAAUUUUCUCGCCGCUUCGACUGUCGUGUUAUUUAUAUGAAAGUCAUAUUAUUCGUGCUUUAAUCACAAACUGGUCGUUCUUAACAAUUAAAAUCCUUUUGAGAAAAACAUUACGACGUUCUCUUCUGUCCUACGUUUUUCUCCGAAAGGGAUUACUUCUUCUUGUACUUAUUUAUCAUCGCUGUUUGCUCAAAUAUAAAGAUGGAUACGGCGCAAUCGUCUAUACAGGGCUUCUUCGCCGGUCGAAGCAUUUUCAUAACAGGUGCAACAGGCUAUAUGGGUAAGGUGUUAGUCGAAAAACUACUAAGAUCCUGCCCCGAUGUCAAGGAGAUAUUUCUGCUAAUGCGACCUAAAAGAGGAAUGGGAAUCGAUGAUAGAUUGAAAAAUUUAUUAACUAAUAAGCUGUUCGAUAAACUACGGAAUGAGCGACCAUCCAGUUUUGAAAAACUUGUUCCUGUAGCAGGAGAUAUAUCUGUUGAAGGCUUAGCAUUGAUGCCGGCAGAUAGACAAAUGCUAAUUGACAGAGUGUCAGUUAUAUUCCACAGUGGGGCGAACGUGAGAUUCGACGAAUCUUUGAAGAAUAUGAUUUUUGCCAACAUCCGAUCAACACGGGAUAUGUGUGUCUUGGCUAGCAGCAUGAAAAAUUUAACGGUCUUUGUGCACGUUAGCACGGCAUAUUGUCAAAUCGACAAACACGUUGUCGACGAGAUUCUAUAUCCCACGGAUAUCGAUUGGAGGCGAGUGAUCGAGGUUGCCGAGUCCGUCGACGAGUACAUCCUGAAAAUACUGACAAUGAAAUACAUACGAGCGAUGCCAAACACCUACGUCUUCUCGAAAAUGUUGGCGGAGCAAGUAAUAAGCGAUUAUUCCGAGUUGUUGCCCUGCGUCAUCGUGCGACCAACGGUGAUUAUAUCGAUGAUGGAUGAGGAUCCCAUAAAAGGUUGGAUAGACAACUUCAAUGGACCAAUAGGUUCGUGGUUGGGAGGUGCCAUGGGUAUCUUGCAUGUAUUUUACUGUAAUCCCAAUACAAGAGGUGACUACAUACCAGUAGAUUGGGCUAUCAAAUCAUUGAUAAUAACAGCCUGGAAACGUGGAAUUAAAACCAUCUCCGAGGAUAAAACGGUUCAUGUUUACAACUGCUCGGCGAAUAACAUUAAACAAAUGACUAUAGAAGAAAUUCAGAAGCUAGGGUUCGAGAUUUUCCAAGAAUUUCCUCCUGAUAGAAUGAUUUGGUCACCAACUGUUACGUUCACAAAUCGUCGUUGGUUAUAUUACAUUUUGAUGAUGCUGCUGCAUUUCCUCCCGUCGAUAUUCGUAGACGGUGUCCUGAAAUUGUCCAGAGCAAAACCAAUGUUAUUGAAGUUACAAAGGAGAGUGUAUGUUACGAAUAGUGCAUUAUCGCACUUUUUACUUAACGAAUGGGUUUUUAAAAACUCGAAAUUCUUAGAUCUAUUUGAAAUGCUUAGUGCUGAAAAUAAAAAUUUCAGAAUAAACUACAACCUAUAUGACAACGACAUACGGGAAUAUUGCAAGAACGCAGUUAUCGGUGUAAAAGUUUACUUACUAAAUGAUGACAUGAAUAACCUGGCAGCAGCCAAAAGAAAACGCAAUAGGUUGGAUUUUCUCCACAAUAUAAUCAAGACUAUAUUAAUAACAUUCAUCUUAUGGAUACUUUAUAGAAAAAAUAUCCUAUCUAAUAUCGUAAACGCAAUCGCUUAUAUAUUCUAUAUAAAUGUCUGAGGAUUACUCCAGAAUUAUUCACACCUGCUAAUAGGCUGCAGCAUUUUUUUUAAUUAAUAAUUGAGAUAUCAGAAUCAUAAAUAUUUAAUUAUUCAAGCGUGAUUGAUUUUUCGACAUCAUCACUUAUUGGCUAUGGUUAUAGGUAAAAAGUUAGGAAGAAAAUUUUUGCAUCACUUACGUUCGAUAUAUCCAAUAUUUUGCUCAUGGUGACUUGGCAAGUAAGAAUACAUAAGUACUGUAAACUGCAACAUGUGAAAUAAAACAUAUCGUAUUACAGUAA